Messenger RNA from Paramuricea clavata, 278 nucleotides. Lineage: Eukaryota; Metazoa; Cnidaria; Anthozoa; Malacalcyonacea; Plexauridae. The record is from the annotation of a GenBank genome assembly.
AGAAAUGCAAAGUCUUUAGUAUCACCAGAAAACGCUACCCAAUCGUUGCUGAAUACGUCAUCGAUGCCCAAGCUUUGCAGCACGUUCCCAGUCAGAAAGACCUUGGAGUGACAGUUUCUUCUGACCUUACAUGGACUAUCCACAUACACGAGAAGAUUACCAAAGCGAACCGUAUGCUUGGCAUGCUGAAACGUUCGACAGUUCAUGUUAGAAAUGCAAGCACUAGACGUAGUUUAUAUCUGGCAUUAGUCCGAUCUCACCUGGCCUAUGCGUCACAG